AUGGAACGCCCGAAGAAAAGUUCAAAAAUCAAACAAGAUCCGACUGAUGAUAUGGAGGGUAGUGCACAUUCAACACCACAGCCAUCCAAACCAGAAAGUCAAGGAAUCCCAUGUGGAUAUUGCUCUACUGUAUGCUCAUCAAUCAAGCACCUCCAAAUGCACACACUCAAUGAUCAUUUUGACCUGAAAGAGUCAGCCUUCCAUUUCGAUCAGCAGUCUACAUGUCAGGCGUGUGGAAAGACAUUCGCGAACUUUGCACAGUUUGCGACUCAUAUGAAAUCACAUAGCCCCAGUUUAUGCGAAACCUCACCUGAAUUCUUUCAAUGCCCAAUUUGCUCACAAGACACUACGUGGAGAACCAAAAAGUGUCACAUGGAGCAUCUCACCUUUGAUCAUUUUCAAAUCAAAACGGUUCAACUCAUAUGCGCCGCAUGUAAUGCAGUGUACUCCACUGAUGAAGAAUUUUCCAACCACUUCAUCGAGAUUCACAAGAAAUUUAAAUGUGCAUCAUGUGACUUUGAGGGCGCGAACAAGUCUGAUUUUCAGACACAUGCCGAAAACCACUGUAAAAAAACAGACACGCUAGAAUGCGUCUUGUGCAGAGCCAAAUUUUCAAAUCAACAGAACUUGGUCCAUCAUGUUCAACUGGCGCAUCUUGAGGUUCUCGAGCCGCUUGUGACUGUCAGCCCUAUUCUACCAGCUCCCAAACCUCCACGCAAGUUACGCAAGAUUCAAUGUUCUAUUUGUGGGGACAUGCUGCUUGGUGAAGACAAACUGGAAAGUCACAAGCUCCAAAUGCAUUGCAAAAUUCGAUAUGCUGAGAAGUGUGCGGGGUGCCAAGAGCUGCUGAUUAAUAAGAAUACUUUUAUGAAGCACUGCAUCAAACACUCUAGAAAUGAAAGGAUUUAUUGUCCAGUAUGCAGUCAAUUUAUGACAACUGACAGACAAGUUCGUGCACACUGUGCGUUCCAUAUGCCUCCAGUGAGUCCGCCAGAGUCAUCUGAUUCCGCGACGACUUCUGCAUCUGCAUCGUCGGAUGAAACAGAAAAAGAGUUCGUGUGUCAGAUAUGCGGAGAGAAAAUCCCGGAUUUCUUGUUGUUCGUGGAACACUCCGCUCAUCAUAAUCUCAUCGCAAAAGAUUGA
Messenger RNA from Caenorhabditis remanei, 1143 nucleotides. RefSeq lists its product as uncharacterized. The coding region runs from base 1 to 1143 and encodes 380 amino acids. Lineage: Eukaryota; Metazoa; Nematoda; Chromadorea; Rhabditida; Rhabditidae. The transcript is spliced from 8 exons. The record is from RefSeq and is a predicted model, not a curated record.